UCUUCCUCAAAAAUGGCCAGUCAAACGCCCCCGACCUCCACUCAAAUACUUGUUGUUGGCGGUGGACCUUCAGGAAGUUAUGCUGCUGCUGCGUUGGCUCGGGAAGGCUUUGGAGUUACUCUUCUUGAAGCUGCCAAGUUCCCUCGUUAUCAUAUUGGCGAAAGCCUGCUCCCAUCGGUCCGCCCUUUCCUGGCAUUUAUCGGUGCAGAGGAGGCUGUCAUUGACUACGGGUUCAAGAUCAAGCCUGGUGCCGCAAUCAAGUUGAACCAAUCCAAGCGGGAAGGAUAUACUGAUUUUGUGGCUCGGGAUCCAAAGAACUGGUCUUGGAAUGUGAUCAGAUCAGAAUUUGACGAUUUGCUAUUGCGCCAUGCUUCCAAGUGUGGCGCAAAUGUGAUCGAAGAAAUGAGAGUGACUGAAAUUCAGUUCGAGGAUGAAAGCAAUUCCAAACCCGUUUCAGCCACCUGGAGGAAUACGGGCACUGGAAUGGAGGGUCGUAUCUCCUUUGACUACCUGGUUGAUGCAUCAGGAAGGAACGGGAUCAUGUCCACGAAGUAUCUCAAGAACAGACGCUUUAACCCAGUCCUCAACAACGUUGCAUGCUGGGGAUAUUGGGAUGCAGAGCACACUUACAUGCCGGGGACCAAACGCGAGAAUGCUAUCUGGAGCGAAGCGCUUGAAGACGAGUCUGGAUGGUCUUGGGUCAUCCCUCUUCACGACGGAACCACAUCGGUAGGUGUCGUUAUGGAUCAAGAAAUAAGCAACCGCAAGAAGAAGGCUCUUCGUGCUGCCUCUGGGGAUUCAAAUCUUCAAACCUUUUAUAUGCAAGAAUUACGCAGGGCUCCUGGAGCCAUUAAAAUGAUUGGAAAGGGCACUCUUCGAAACGACGGCAAACCAGAAGCUCUGAAAUCUGCGAGCGAUUAUAGCUACUCUGCUUCCACUUAUGCUGGGAAUCAUUUCCGCAUGGCGGGGGAUGCUGCAGCUUUUAUAGACCCAUUCUUUUCCUCUGGUGUUCAUUUAGCUUUCACUGGGGGACUCUCGGCCGCUCUGACGAUUGCGGCGUCGAUUCGAGGACUUUGCAGCGAAGUGGAUGCCCAACGUUGGCACACCUCAAAGAUUGAUAUUUCUUACAAGAGGUUUCUUCUUGUAGUCCUUGGGACCUACAAACAGAUCCGCAACCAGGAUAUGCCGGUUAUGAGUGGUGCGGAUGAAGACAAUUUCGACAGAGCCUUUGAGCUCAUUAGGCCAGUGAUACAAGGAACAGCAGACGUUGGUAAGACGUUGACAGAAGACGAAAUCGAGAAAACCAUGGACUUUUGUCAUGAUGUCUUGAUUCCAAGCGAACCCGAGGUGCAUCAUGCAAGCACAACUAGAUCGGAUCCUGUCUUUACGUCCCCAAACGGCUCCAAGCCUACAGAAUGGGGCCUCAGCCGCUUGGUUGGAGAUACUCAUAAGGACACCCAGUUGGUAUUCAGUCAGCUCCGCGCGCAACAGUCCAUCCAAACGACGGACUUUGGGGCGGAGGAACACUUGGGAUUCAAGGCUGUUUUAGAACGAGGCAAAUUGGGUUUGGCGAAUUCAUAG
Messenger RNA from Suillus clintonianus, 1581 nucleotides. Its product is annotated as putative halogenase. Gene Ontology annotation, molecular function: monooxygenase activity. Lineage: Eukaryota; Fungi; Basidiomycota; Agaricomycetes; Boletales; Suillaceae. The record is from RefSeq and is a predicted model, not a curated record. The coding region runs from base 13 to 1581 and encodes 522 amino acids. The transcript is spliced from 12 exons.